CACAAUAGCAGCUCCCUCCAAGAUGGCGGCAGCGACGGCAGACCCGGGAGCUGGGAACCCGCAGGCUGGGGACUCCUCCGGCGGGGGCGCUGGGGGCGGGCUGCCGUCUCCCGGGGAGCAGGAGCUGAGCCGGCGCUUGCAGCGCCUGUAUCCCGCGGUCAACCAACAAGAGACUCCGCUGCCGCGCUCCUGGAGCCCCAAGGACAAAUACAACUACAUUGGUCUCUCCCAGGGCAACCUCCGCGUCCACUACAAAGGUCAUGGCAAAAAUCACAAAGAUGCGGCCUCGGUGCGUGCCACCCACCCCAUACCUGCUGCCUGUGGCAUUUAUUACUUUGAAGUGAAGAUUGUCAGCAAAGGAAGAGAUGGUUACAUGGGAAUAGGACUCUCGGCUCAAGGCGUCAACAUGAACAGACUUCCUGGUUGGGACAAACAUUCCUAUGGUUACCAUGGUGACGAUGGGCAUUCCUUCUGCUCCUCGGGGACUGGCCAGCCCUAUGGUCCCACAUUCACCACAGGAGACGUGAUCGGCUGCUGCGUCAACCUCAUCAAUGGCACCUGCUUCUACACCAAGAAUGGCCACAGCCUUGGUAUAGCCUUCACAGACCUCCCGGCCAACCUCUACCCCACCGUAGGCCUGCAGACACCUGGGGAGAUUGUGGACGCCAACUUUGGUCAGCAGCCCUUCCUGUUUGACAUUGAGGACUACAUGCGGGAGUGGCGUGCCAAGGUCCAGGGCACGGUCCACUGCUUCCCCAUCAGUGCUCGGCUUGGCGAGUGGCAGGCAGUGCUGCAGAACAUGGUCUCAUCUUACCUCGUGCAUCAUGGGUAUUGUGCCACAGCCACAGCUUUUGCUCGAAUGACUGAAACCCCGAUUCAGGAAGAACAGGCAUCCAUAAAGAACAGACAAAAGAUCCAGAAGCUGGUGCUGGAGGGCCGUGUGGGCGAGGCCAUCGAGACCACCCAGCGCUUCUACCCAGGGCUGCUGGAGCACAACCCCAACCUCCUCUUCAUGCUCAAGUGCCGGCAGUUUGUGGAGAUGGUGAAUGGGACGGACAGUGAGGUCCGCAGCUUGAGCUCCCGAAGCCCCAAGUCCCAGGACAGCUACCCUGGCUCCCCCAGCCUCAGCCCCCGACAUGGCCCCAGUAGUUCCCACAUGCACAACACAGGAGCAGACAGUCCCAGCUGUAGCAAUGGCGUCGUGUCCACCAAGAGCAAACAGAACCACAGUAAAUACCCUGCACCCAGCUCCUCAUCCUCGUCCUCCUCCUCCUCGUCCUCCUCUUCCCCAUCCUCCAUCAAUUACUCCGAGUCCAACUCAACAGACUCCACCAAGUCCCAGCCCCACAGCAGUACCAGUAACCAGGAGACCAGCGACAGUGAGAUGGAGAUGGAGGCAGAGCACUACCCCAACGGUGUGCUAGGAAGCAUGUCCACGCGCAUUGUUAACGGUGCCUACAAGCAUGAGGACCUGCAGACGGAUGAGUCCAGCAUGGAUGACGGGCAUCCUCGGCGGCAGCUCUGCGGGGGCAACCAGGCUGCCACAGAAAGGAUCAUUCUGUUUGGCCGUGAGUUGCAGGCAUUGAGUGAGCAGUUGGGCCGGGAGUACGGCAAUAAUUUGGCCCACACAGAGAUGUUGCAGGAUGCCUUCAGCCUGCUGGCAUACUCAGACCCCUGGAGCUGCCCAGUAGGCCAGCAGCUUGACCCCAUCCAGAGGGAACCUGUGUGUGCUGCCCUCAACAGCGCCAUUUUAGAGUCCCAGAACCUGCCAAAGCAGCCCCCUCUGAUGCUCGCCCUGGGCCAGGCAUCUGAGUGUCUCCGGCUCAUGGCCCGAGCAGGCCUGGGUUCUUGCUCCUUUGCCAGAGUCGACGACUACUUGCACUAGCUGACCGUGCUGGCUGGCUCCGGCUGGCCCUCCGCUGGCCCCAGGGCUGGAGCUGCCCUGCCCUCCAUAGGCACCUGGUGCAGGGACUGGGAAGCCAUGGACAGAGUCCACUCCUCCUGCCUGGCCUUUUCUCCUCUCCCUUUCCUUCCUUCCUUCCUUUCUCUGCCCACCACCCCCUCAGUCUCUCUCUCUCCCCUUCACGUGCAGCGGCCUGUGACACAGUAUUGGCUGGUUACUCUCAUGUAGCGCCUUCUAUUUUGAAAGGGGGGGGUUUGUUUUGAGGAGGGGUUGGGGUUUUUAAAUUUUUUUUCUCCUGACUGAGCCACCAGUAUUUAUCUCUGAAGAGUUUGUGCUGAGCUGGUUUCUGCUAAUUUAGUGAUGAAGCCUAUCCAAG
Molecule: messenger RNA, 2279 nt
Organism: Macaca mulatta (Rhesus monkey)
Lineage: Eukaryota; Metazoa; Chordata; Mammalia; Primates; Cercopithecidae
Gene: RANBP10
Product: RAN binding protein 10
Molecular function (GO): protein binding
Source: RefSeq, marked provisional